AUGGAGCGCCUACCACUUAGAGCCGUGCUGCUGCUGGUUUGGUGCUGUGUGUGCGCGCUAGGCAUUGGACCAGAGUGGUACAACUGCAGCCCCGCAAACUGCGCCGCGCCAGACUGCCAGUGUGCAUCCUGGACGGCGCCCGCCGUGAACGGCACCCCGCUGGCGGCCAAGGACACCCCGCAGUUCAUCCACGACGAUGCGAUUGGCCAGCCGACCAACCAGGCGGUCCGCGAGAUCAUUGACAAGCACAAGAAUCGCAACGGCUGCAACAUGCCGGCCACCUUCUUUGUGCUGGAGAGCGGCACCGACUGCCUGCUUGCCAAGGCAUUCUGGGAGCAGAACAGCGAGAUUGCCAUCCACAGCAAGACGCACCUGCCGCUGACCAGCCCCUUCCCGCUGGGCCCCGAGGGCAUGUGGGAGGAGAUGUUCAGCGUGCGCGAGUACCUGAACGAGACCUGCGGCAUCCCGCUGGAGGACAUGGUUGGGUUCCGGGCCCCGCUGCUGGUGCACAACCCCGCGGUACGUGCCAACCUGGCUGCGGAGGGCAUGCUGUACGACAGCAGCAUCAUCGAGUUCUACGCCCCCGACUCGACCACCUCCCCCAAUGCCUCCACCCGCCUCUGGCCAUACACCAUGGACCAGGGCAUACCGCAGGACUGCACCUACUUCCAGGGCAACAACUGCACCCAGGAGGAGCGGUACCCAGGCUUGUGGGAAUUCCCGCUGCUCAACACGCAGGCGGCGAACGGCACCCUGCUGUACAGCAUGGACCCGGGGCGGGACGCGUCGGCAGAGUACGGCGCCGCCGCCCAGGGCGGCCUCCCCGCCGCCGACCUGCGCCAGCUGCUGGAGCUCAACUUCAACAGCAGCUACAACGGCAACCGCGCCCCCUUUGGCAUCUACGUGCACACGCCCUGGGCCACCCCCGACGCCGUGGCCGCCACCAACGACUUCCUGUCCUGGGCGCUGGCCCUCAAUGGCACAUACGCCGUCACCAUGCGCACAGUCAUCGAGUGGAUGAAGGACCCGGUGCCUGUCUCCCAGAUGGAUGAGUGGCUGAGCUGCAAGCAGGUGGACCUGUCCAAGUCGCCGGGCGCCACCCGGUGCCAGGUGUACACGGUGAAGCAGGGCGACUUUGGCGAGCAGAUCGCCACCGACUUUGGGGUGGCCAUGGCCGACCUGGCGGCCCUCAACCCAAACCUGGACACGCUUCAGAUUGGGGAGCAGGUGCUGAUCCCGCCCUUUGACGACAAGUGCGGCGAGGGCACCCCGGUGACCAGCCCCCCGACUGCCUGA
Molecule: messenger RNA, 1296 nt
Organism: Chlorella variabilis
Lineage: Eukaryota; Viridiplantae; Chlorophyta; Trebouxiophyceae; Chlorellales; Chlorellaceae
Exons: 12
Coding region: 1-1296 (431 amino acids)
Biological process (GO): carbohydrate metabolic process
Source: RefSeq, a predicted model, not a curated record